AACAAUAAUCGAACAGCUAAUAAUGGAUGUCUUCUGGUUACUGGAGGCGCAGGAUACAUUGGGUCACACACUGUGCUCGAGUUGAUCCAGAGAGGUUUCAAAGAUCUUGUCGUAUUGGACAAUUGCUCCAACUCAUACAUAGCUGAGGGAGAAGUCAAACCCGAGAGCCUCAAGCGAAUUGAGGAGAUGACAGGCACUGAGGUGACAUUCUACUUGGCCGACAUUACAGACAAACGACAGCUGCAACAAGUAUUCGACAAGCACACUUUCUUCUGCGUGAUCCACUUCGCCGGUCUGAAAGCGGUGGCCGAGAGUAUCCAGCUGCCUCUAAUGUACUACGAGGUCAACUUCAGAGGAGCCGCCAACCUACUCAGGUGCAUGGCUGAGUCAGGUUGCAAUAACAUCAUCUUCUCCAGCAGCUGUACAGUGUACGGGGAGCCUUCGAGGGAGCAGCUGCCAAUCACGGAACAGACACCUGCAGGGGGGUGCACCUGUGCAUACGGGAGGACCAAGUACUUCAUUGAGCAGAUGCUCUCGGACUACUGCAGGGCAAACGAGAGUUUCAAUGCAGUCAAUCUCCGGUACUUCAACCCGGUCGGAGCUCACGAGUCCGGCACUAUAGGCGAAGAUCCGACCGGAGUUCCGAACUGUUUGAUGCCUUUCGUAGCACAAGUGGCCACUGGCCGAAGAGCCGAGUUGGGUGUUUUCGGGAACGACUACGACACUCCCGACGGGACUGCAAUUCGCGACUACGUGCACGUUGUAGACAUUGCAAUUGGACAUGUGGCUGCCCUCGAAAAACUAAUCGACAACUCUCUGAAAAAGUUUUUAAUUUACAAUCUAGGAACUGGGAAAGGACACUCGGUGUUAGAGGUCGUGGAGGCGUUCCGGAAAGCGUCAGGAGCCGAGAUCCCCUAUGUCAUCAAGCCGAGACGGGAGGGCGAUGCAACCGAAGUGUAUGCCGACUGCUCUUUGGCUAAGCGAGAUUUAGGCUGGGAAGCCACCCGUGAUCUGGAAACCAUGUGCAGAGAUUUCUGGACGUGGCAGAGUAAAAACCCAGAAGGCUACAGACAGACGGAAAAAGAUGUAAAGGACAGACGUUUCAUUAGUUGUCCCAAAUUGUAGCCGAAUGAGUUCUGACAAAACUAGUUUCUGCAUGUUUUGCGCUAGUUCUGCAAUGGAGAAGAUUAAUUUUACUUUAAA
Symsagittifera roscoffensis is the source of this 1203-nucleotide messenger RNA. Its product is annotated as UDP-glucose 4-epimerase-like. The record is from RefSeq and is a predicted model, not a curated record. Gene Ontology annotation, biological process: beta-D-galactose catabolic process via UDP-galactose, Leloir pathway. NCBI's taxonomy places the organism in Eukaryota, Metazoa, Xenacoelomorpha, Acoela, Convolutidae. Gene Ontology annotation, cellular component: cytosol. Gene Ontology annotation, molecular function: UDP-glucose 4-epimerase activity.